UUCGUUCCUUCGUCCUCGUCGCCGCCUAUAAAAUCCCGCCUUAAGUCGACCAAAGUAGCAGCGUGAGGAGAAGAAAAAGAAGCGAAGACAGAUAUCUAGUUGCAAAUGGCAGAGAAACCGACCACCAUGGAGUCGAUGAGAAAGUGGGUCGUCGAGCACAAGCUUCGGGCCGUCGGGUGCCUUUGGCUGACGGGAAUCGGGAGUUCGAUCGCCUACAACUGGUCGCGGCCGAACAUGAAGCCCAGCGUCAAGAUCAUCCAUGCUAGGUUACAUGCCCAGGCUCUCACGCUGGCCGCCUUAGCUGGAGCAGCGCUUGUCGAGUACUACGACCAUAGCACAGGAUCUGGAACAAAGGAGAACCAGUACGCAAAGCAAUUCCUUACGAUGGAUACUCAUCCACAGAAAGAUUAGGAGGGAAUAAGCCGCUCCUUUUGCAUCAUGUGGAGAACAAGUUAACAAGUUAUCAGACAUUUCUAACAAGUUAUCUUUAUUAUUAUUGUUGUUAUUAUGAGAAGUUAGAUCUUCUGUGUCUAAUUGCUUUUCUUUUUCACUGUUUUGUAUUCGGUUUAUUGUGAAGUUAUCAUCCUUAGUAAACAGUGCCAUUCUGCAUCAA
This is a messenger RNA of Musa acuminata AAA Group (dessert banana), 613 nucleotides long. RefSeq lists its product as uncharacterized. Gene Ontology annotation, biological process: mitochondrial respiratory chain complex IV assembly. NCBI's taxonomy places the organism in Eukaryota, Viridiplantae, Streptophyta, Magnoliopsida, Zingiberales, Musaceae. The record is from RefSeq and is a predicted model, not a curated record. Gene Ontology annotation, cellular component: mitochondrial inner membrane. Bases 106 to 411 code for a protein of 101 amino acids. The transcript is spliced from 3 exons.